This is a messenger RNA of Knipowitschia caucasica, 1635 nucleotides long. The record is from the annotation of a GenBank genome assembly. Lineage: Eukaryota; Metazoa; Chordata; Actinopteri; Gobiiformes; Gobiidae.
AUGACCUGGGUGCUGAAGAUGGAGGACGCCACCAUCGAGUCGGGGCUGGUGCACGACUUUGAUGCCAGUCUGUCUGGGAUCGGACAGGAGCUGGGAGCUGGAGCCUACAGCAUGAGUGAUGUGUUGGCGCUGCCCAUCUUCAAGCAGGAGGACUCCAGCCUUCCUCCUGAAAGUGAGACCAAAAAUCCCCCAUUCCAAUAUGUACUGUGUGCCGCCACUUCUCCAGCUGUCAAGCUGCAUGACGAGACACUCACAUAUUUGAACCAAGGUCAGUCUUACGAGGUGCGCAUGCUGGACAACAGAAACCCAGGGGAGUUACCUGAACUGAACAACAAACUGGUGAAGAGCACUGUUCGAGUGGUGUUUCAUGACCGGAGGCUGCAGUACACAGAGCAUCAGCAGCUUGAGGGCUGGAAGUGGAAUCGUCCUGGCGACCGUCUCCUUGACAUCGAUAUCCCUAUGUCAGUGGGCAUUGUGGAGCCAAAGACUCACCCCUCACAGCUCAACGCCGCUGAGUUCCUCUGGGACCUGAACAAAAGAGCCUCUGUUUUUGUGCAGGUACACUGUAUCAGCACAGAAUUUACUCCCAGGAAACAUGGCGGCGAGAAGGGUGUCCCCUUUCGAAUUCAGAUUGACACGUUCACACAGGGAGACGGUGGAGAGUACACAGAGCACCUCCACUCAGCAUCCUGCCAAAUCAAAGUAUUCAAGCCAAAGGGUGCAGAUCGCAAACAAAAGACUGACAGGGAAAAAAUGGAGAAAAGAAAUGCACAAGAGAAGGAGAAGUACCAGCCUUCUUAUGAUACCACUAUCCUUUCAGAGACGAGGCUUGAACCCAUAAUUGAGGAUGCAGGUGACCAUGAGUUGAAAAAGUCCAGUAAACGAACACUUCCUGCUGACUGUGGUGACUCCUUGGCCAAAAGGGGCAGUUGUUCCCCAUGGCCAGACAACGCCUAUGUCAGCACCAAUCAGGCAGCUAGUCCCUCCUUCACCUCCACGCCUCUGUCCACUUACACGACACAAUCAUCCAUACCUGACAGUGAUUCGUCCUCUCCCAAUCACCAGGCAGACCAAGGCAGCUAUGGCAGUUCAGAGCAGUUAAGCCCCACUGCCUCAAUACAGGACGCCCAGAAAUGGCUGCUGAAAAAUCGUUUUAACUCUUAUACUCGACUCUUUUCUCACUUCUCAGGUUCUGAUUUGUUGAAGCUAACUCGUGAUGACCUAGUUCAGAUUUGUGGUCCAGCCGAUGGCAUCAGGCUUUUUAAUGCACUCAAAUCAAGGUCUGUGCGGCCUCGGUUGACGGUGUAUGUUUGUCAGGAGUCGCCUCGGGAGAGCCCUCUGCUGGAAAGACACAAUAAUAGUAAUGAAAAUGGAGAACACAGCGUUCCCUCUAGUUUACACGUGUAUCACGCUUUGUACCUAGAGGAGCUCACAGCAGUUGAACUUAUCCGCAAGAUGGCAGCCGUGUGCAGCCUGCCACUGGAAAAGAUCCACCAUGUGUACCGUCAGGGACCCACAGGCAUACACAUCCUGCUCAGUGACCAGAUGGUAUAUAAUUUGACAGAUGAGAGCUGUUUUUUGAUCAGCUCUGUCAAAGAUGAAACUGGUGAAGGACUCCAUCUCAUCCUCAAGUAG